AUGAGCAAAGUGGUAUUCGUCGGAAAUGUGCCAUACAACAUGGCGGAAGAGCAAUUGAUUGACGUCUUCAAGAGUGUUGGUCAAGUUGUAGGACUCAGACUUGUAUUUGACCGUGACACUGGCAAGCCGAAAGGGUACGGCUUCUGUGAGUUCGCAGACCACGAAACUGCAUCCUCUGCAGUGCGCAAUCUCAACGGCUAUGAGGUCGGCGGUCGCCCCCUUCGAAUCGACCUUGCGGACUCGGACCCAUUCCUAGAGGGCAAGACAACAGUGCACGGCGAGAUUGUGGACGGCGGUGAGACUCGUGCGCAGUGGCGCGAGCGACAUGAGCGUGAGCGGAGGGACCGCGAGAGAGACCACGACCGGUACAGUCGUAGCAACGACCCGAACGCAUUCCUCGCGAACCUGCCCAAAGGCGUCCCUCUACCCCCCGGAUCCAACGCUUCGGACGCGAUCAGUCAUGUGCUGGCGACGACAGACCCGAGCCGGAUUUUGGAGGUCCUGGCGCAGAUGAAGGCUUUCGUUAUCACCCACCCAGAGCAGGCAAGGGCCCUCCUCGCCUCGCAACCCCAGCUCGGAUAUGCGCUCUUCCAGGCGCUGCUCCUCCACAAAAUCGUCGACCCAGCAAUUCUAAAUGUUUCGCAUGCUCGCUGCUACUGGGGCCGUCGUCCCUCCGCCCGCCCCCCUCAAGCCCCCACUCCAGCCCCGUACGCUCCGCCACCCAACAUGUACGGCAUCCCUCCCCCUGUGCCCGCACAGCACCAGAUGCCCCCGCCCAACAUGUACGCGCAGCCGUCCCCACAGAUGCCACCUCCGCCCACCGGCCCUGCGGGCUACUACCGGCCCCCGCCGUCGCUGGUUCCACCUGUACCGGUGCACGCGCAACAACUCCCACAGCAGCCUCCGCCGAACAUGUAUGCUCAACCACCCCCGCCAGUGCCCGCUGCUCCCGCCGCUGCUCCCGACCUUGGUCAACAACAGAGGGAUAUGCUCAUGCAGGUGCUCAGCUUGACCCCCGAACAGCUCAACGGGCUCCCACCUAAAGAGCGCGACCAGAUCAUGCAACUACGGCGACAAUUUGGUGUGCAAGCGUGA
Messenger RNA from Epithele typhae, 1095 nucleotides. RefSeq lists its product as uncharacterized. The transcript has 9 exons. Gene Ontology annotation, biological process: mRNA 3'-end processing. The record is from RefSeq and is a predicted model, not a curated record. The coding region runs from base 1 to 1095 and encodes 364 amino acids. NCBI's taxonomy places the organism in Eukaryota, Fungi, Basidiomycota, Agaricomycetes, Polyporales, Epitheliaceae. Gene Ontology annotation, cellular component: mRNA cleavage and polyadenylation specificity factor complex. Gene Ontology annotation, molecular function: mRNA binding.